GACCUUUGCAUACUACCUCUUGACGUAGUAGCAGCAAGAGCCGAUCCACCAAGUUCACAGAGCAGCAACCGGAGAGCCAGGAGCAGUCCGACUCACGAGCAGACCCGAGCAGCCCCGAGCAGACCCGAGCAGACCCGAGCAGACUUGAGCAUACCCUAGCGCAUCGAGCAGACUGACCGAACCGCACACACCACCAUCAACUUUGACACUAUUUGCGAUGGACUUUGUCAGUGGAAACGGAGGUGAUGCCAUGGAUCUUAUGCAGGAGCAGGCGUCAUCGGCCAUGAUCCAGAUGCAGCUCAACGUCAUGUCGUCGACCUGCUUUGAUUACUGCGUGCCCGAGCCUGGAAACAGGCUAACGGCGGCGGAGACGACCUGCAUCCGCAACUGCACCAGCAAGUUCCUCCGUGCCUUUGAUGUCGUUGUCCAUGCCUUUAACGAGCAGGGCCAGUCGCAGUAACAUUGAAGCACAAGGGAGAGAUGCGA
Messenger RNA from Thecamonas trahens ATCC 50062, 486 nucleotides. RefSeq lists its product as uncharacterized. NCBI's taxonomy places the organism in Eukaryota, Apusomonadida, Apusomonadidae. The coding region runs from base 218 to 460 and encodes 80 amino acids. The record is from RefSeq and is a predicted model, not a curated record. The transcript has a single exon.